Messenger RNA from Hemisphaericaspora subhashii, 828 nucleotides. RefSeq names its product Nif3p (gene NIF3). The record is from RefSeq and is a predicted model, not a curated record. The coding region runs from base 1 to 828 and encodes 275 amino acids. Lineage: Eukaryota; Fungi; Ascomycota; Pichiomycetes; Serinales; Debaryomycetaceae. Gene Ontology annotation, cellular component: mitochondrion; cytoplasm. The transcript has 2 exons.
AUGUCGAGAAAUUCAGUCAAGAGAGUGGUCAAUGCAAUUCAAAAAUUUUAUCCGAUAUCACUAGCUGACAAGACAUGGGAUAAUACAGGAUUAUUACUCGAUGCAAGUUAUGAAGACAGUUCCGAAGUAUCAACAACACCAAUUAAGGUCCUUUUAACUAUAGAUUUAACUCAAUCAGUUGCUGACGAAGCUGUUUCGAAAAAGGCAAAUGUAAUAAUGGCAUAUCAUCCAUUUAUUUUCAGAGGUUUAAAAUCAAUCACAACCGUUGACCCUCAACAACGUUCUUUAAUCAAAUUGAUUCAGAAUAACAUUAGUGUGUAUUCCCCACAUACGGCAGUAGACAGCGCUCGAGGAGGAGUGAAUGAUUUUCUCGUAGAAGGAAUAACUAAUGGAGCAAAAGUAGAAUCAUCCCUUCCAAUUGAACAAGAUGCAAAUGAAUCCGAAUGCGGAAUGGGAAGGUUGGUGACAUUAGGUGAAUCUAAGACAUUAGCGGAGCUUGUGAAGAAUGCGAAAGCUAGUCUUGGAUUGAAAUAUGUUCAAGUUGUCCAAUCCAGUUCUGAUCAAGCAAUUAAAACGAUUGCAGUUUGUGCUGGAUCUGGAGGUGGGGUUUUUAAAGGAGUAAGAGCAGAUUUAUAUUAUACGGGUGAAUUAUCACAUCAUGAAGCUUUAUAUUUUAAAGAAUCUGGAUCGUCUGUGAUCUGUUGUAAUCAUUCCAAUACUGAAAGGGCAUUUUUAAAAGUCAUGAAGCAACAAUUACAGGAAGAGCUUGGCGAUUCUGCUGAAAUUGUCAUCAGUGAAACUGAUAAAGAUCCAUUUGAAAAUUGGUAG